Juglans microcarpa x Juglans regia is the source of this 3871-nucleotide messenger RNA. Its product is annotated as putative disease resistance protein At3g14460. Gene Ontology annotation, biological process: defense response to other organism. Gene Ontology annotation, molecular function: ADP binding. The transcript has a single exon. Bases 188 to 3871 code for a protein of 1227 amino acids. The record is from RefSeq and is a predicted model, not a curated record. NCBI's taxonomy places the organism in Eukaryota, Viridiplantae, Streptophyta, Magnoliopsida, Fagales, Juglandaceae.
CUAGCUGUUUGGAAUCCCCUUUCUUUAUUUAUUUGCAAAUUAAUUAAGAACGAGCAAACAUGAUGGCGACCACCUUCGCGGCAGGAGUACUUCUUCCUGUCAUACUCGAUAGAUUGGCUUCCCGUGGGUUCUUGAACUUCGUUCGGGGGGAAAACUCACUGAUGAAUUAAGCAAGUUGGAGAUAAAAAUGCUGUCCGUGAAUGCUGUGCUAGAAGACGCGGAGGGAAAGCCAGAUACAAAUCGGAACGUGAAAGACUGGAUUGAUGACUUAAAAGAUGCCAUCUAUGAUGCAGAGGACAUUUUGGAAGAAACUCUUAUUAAUGCUACUAAUGCCAGCUGGGGUAAGUUACUCAACUAUUUCUUUAGCCCUGCCAUCGUAAGUAAAGUGAAAAAGGUACACGAUAGAUUGGCACUUCUAGCAGAACAAAGGGAUCUUAUGGACCCACUUCAAGGUGUUGGAUGCAAAUCAUUCAUAAGAUUGGCUCCCACAGCUUCUUUGGUCCAAGAAUCUUUUUUUCUUGGUAGGGAUGAUGAUAAGGAGGCUAUAAUUAGCCACUUGCGCUCAAUUGGCCAUUGUCGGCCGGAUGAUAGCAAGAUAUGCGUGAUUGCCAUCGUAGGAACGGGGGGAAUUGGUAAGACCACCCUUGGUAAGGUUGUAUACGAUGACAUUAGGGUGAAGGAGCAUUUUGACAUUCAAGCUUGGGUCUGUGUUUCCAAAAUACUUAACAUGUUCAAGGUAGCCCAAACAUUGCUUGAAGCGAUAUCUUCGUCCACUUGUACUACUAGUAAGGAUCUAAACAUGAUUCAACUUAAACUAAUGGAUGAAUUGAGUGGGAAGAGGUUGCUAUUAGUUUUAGAUGAUGUUUGGAAUAUGAAUUUUACUGUUUGGAACAUCUUAAGUAAUCCCCUCAAAUGUGGGGCUCAAGGAAGUAAAGUCAUUGUAAUAACUCGCGAUGAAGAUGUUGCAUCAAUCAUGUGUGCUGAUACAACUCAUCAUCUAAACCCGUUGCCAGAUGAAGAGUGUUGGUUGCUAUUUGUAAAAUAUGCAAUCCAAGAAGGUAGUUUUAAUAACUCACCUCUUGAUCAAGAGCUAGAGGAAAUAGGUAGACAAAUUGUGAGAAAGUGCAAAGGCCUACCUUUAGCAAUCAAGACAAUCGGAGCACUCCUACAAUGUAACCAAGUUGUUGCUGCAUGGAAACAAGUAUUGACAAGUGACUUAUGGGAUUUUCCGAAUGAGCCGAUAGUUCCUGCUCUAAUAUUAAGUUACAAAUGUCUUCCCUUAGAGUUAAAGCGAUGCUUUGCUUACUGUUCAAUUUUCCCAAAGGCUUAUAUUUUUGAAAAAGAUGAGUUAGUCUUACUGUGGAUGGCAGAAGGUUUCCUGCAAGAGUCCAUGAACAAGACAAUGGAAGAAGUUGGUGAUGAUUACUUCUUUGAUCUUGUGUCAAGAUCGUUUUUCCAACAAGCAAGCGGCAGUAAGUCGUCAUGUUUCGUUAUGCAUGAUCUAAUCAAUGAUUUAGCAAGAUUCGUGUCUGCAAAGUUCAACGUUGCGCUGGAGAGCAACGAUUCUCAGGAAAUUGUGAGCAAGACUCGUUAUUUCUCAUAUAUCAUUGACGUGUUUGAGAAGUUUGAGCCUCUUUGUAAGGAGGCUCGAAGGUUGAGGACGUUCUUGCCACUUGAAUUGUCACCAAGGAACUGUGAUUUCCUCUCAACUAAAAGAUUGCCACGUAAUUUAUUUUUGAAACUAACACGCUUACGAAUGCUCUCUCUAUCCCACUAUCGGGAUUAUAUGAUUGAGUUGCCUGAAUCAAUUGAGAAUAUCAUACAUCUACGCUAUCUGGACCUUUCUUUCACUAAAGUUGGAAAGUUGCCUGAUUCUAUAUGCGAGCUGAUCAAUUUGCAAACUUUGAAGUUAUCAGGUUGUAGAGAUCUUUCUUUAUUGCCAAGAGAGAUGCGAAAGCUCGUUAAUUUACGUCAUCUUGAUAUUACUGCAACUAGAAUAAAGCAUAUGCCGAUUGAACUGAGUAGGCUGGAAUGUCUCCGGACAUUGACUACGUUUGUAGUCGGCAAAGAUGGUGGGUCUUGCAUUGGAGAGUUGGGAAAACUUGAAAAUCUCCGGGGAAAGCUUUCAAUUUUGGAGCUCCAAAACAUUACAUCUGGUAAGGAUGCGUGGGAUGCAAGCUUAAAGAGCAUGGAAAACAUCGAGAAGUUGGAGUUGAAAUGGAAUGCUGUCGAUAAUAUUUCAGAAAAUCAGAGAAUUAUUCUCGACAAUCUCCAACCUCACACAAACUUGAAAAGUCUCACCAUCAACUAUUAUGGUGGUAAUAGUUUUCCAGAUUGGUUGGGGCAUCAAUCAUACCGUAAUAUAACAUCUCUUCAUCUGGAAAAGUGCACAUAUUGUUGCAGCUUGCCACCUCUUGGGCAGCUACCCCAUCUACAGGACCUCUCUAUUAUUGGGUUUUCAGGAGUCACUACAGUGGGUCUCGAAUUUUAUGGCUGUGGUUCUUCUUCGAUUGAGCCUUUCGGAGCUUUGGAAGUUUUGAAGUUCCAGCAGAUGAUGAAAUGGGAGGAAUGGUUACCUUUUAGCGCUGGAAGUGAAGGAGGUGAAGCUUUUCCCCGUCUCGGAGAGCUUUAUAUCGAUGACUGUCCAAAGCUGAAGAGAGGGUUACCCGUUGGUUUUUCUUCUCUGGAUAAACUUGCAAUUAAGAAAUGUCCAGAGUUGGUGGUUCCACUCCCAAUGACUCGUAACACAUGUGAAUUGGAGCUAAUACAUUGUAACGAGGCUCUGUUGAAGGAGUUGCGGAGUGGAGUGCAGAAACUUGCAGUUGAGGGAUUUGAUGUACUAGACUCGCUACCAGAAGGGAUGAUGAACUCCAACGAUAAUCUUCAAGAAUUAAGAAUCACUGAUUGUUUCUCGCUCAUGACACUUCCUGACGGCAGUCUACUCUCCAAGUUAAAAACACUCGAAAUUAACAUGUGCCAGAAGUUGGAGAUUCCAAUGCAUUCGCAGUAUUCUUCCCUUGAAAGAUUGAAGUUGUUCAAAACCUGUGAAUCUCUCACGUCGUUUCAGUUGGACCAAUUCCCAAAGCUUUCAACAAUCACCACCUCUUGGUGUAAGAAUCUGGAAUCUUUUGCGGUUUCAGAACGAUAUGAAUAUGAUUCAAUGGUCUCGUGGAUAGAAAUCCAUAACUGCCCUAAUUUUAAAUCUUUUCCGAAAGGUGGAUUGCGUGCUCCAAAUCUUACAUACUUUUGUCUCAAUAAUUGUGAGAAUCUGAGUUCCCUGCCAGACAAUAUGCACCUACUCCUUCCUUCUCUUAUGUGUCUCCAUGUACUGAAUUGUCCUGAAAUUGAGUAUUUUCCUAAAGACGGCUUGCCUUCCGGUCUGAAUUCAAUUAUCAUCUACUGCUGCGACAAACUUUUUGCUAAUCGGAAGGGAUGGGUUUUGCAAAAACUACCCUCUCUUAUAAAAUUGGAAAUCGGUGGCAACUCAGAAGACUUGGAGUCUUUUCCCGAGGCCGGAUUGCUGCCCACCACUCUGACCCAUCUUUCCAUCAAUGGAUUUCCAAACCUGAAAUCUUUGGACAGGGAGGGGCUUCAACACCUAACUUCUCUUCAGCGUCUUCGGAUCGAAUACUGCUCUACCCUCGAGUGUAUACGAGGAGUGGCUUUGCUCGCCUUCCUUUCUCAUCUACAAAUCAAUCACUGCCCCAAGUUCAAGGACAUGCCAAAAGAGGGGCUGCAUUCCUCCCUCUCUCUUAUACAGAUCAAUGGCUGUCCUUUGUUGGCCAAACAACUCGAUGGGAAAAAAGGAAGAGAAUGGCACAAGAUUGCAAAGGCCCACCGUAUAAUGAUUGACGGAGAAUUUAUUGAAUGA